Falco peregrinus (peregrine falcon) is the source of this 8407-nucleotide messenger RNA. Its product is annotated as chromodomain-helicase-DNA-binding protein 1-like. Gene Ontology annotation, biological process: nucleosome organization; regulation of transcription by RNA polymerase II. The transcript is spliced from 36 exons. The record is from RefSeq and is a predicted model, not a curated record. Gene Ontology annotation, molecular function: histone binding; ATP binding; ATP-dependent chromatin remodeler activity. NCBI's taxonomy places the organism in Eukaryota, Metazoa, Chordata, Aves, Falconiformes, Falconidae. Bases 872 to 5773 code for a protein of 1633 amino acids. Gene Ontology annotation, cellular component: chromatin; nucleus.
AUUAGGGGGCUCUGAUUUUAGACAGAAACAAAAAAAAACCCCACACCACACUAAACAGUAACAUGUGGCCAAGGCCAGGCUCUCCGCCACACUGCGCCGGUCAUAGGCGCCCCUCAGGCUGCCGCGCCCCACCCCUGCCCCCUCACGCAGGAGCUGCAGCGGGCACCAGGAGCGACACCGGCCCCAGCGCCCGUUCGCUGCUGCGACGGGUGGACGGGCCAGCGAGCGCCUGCUGCUCCCAGCCCCAGCAGUAUCCGGUGCGGCAAGGAAGCUGCUUUGGUUCCGCCACCCCCUCCAAGCGGCCCUUCCAGCCGCCAUGGCCCGGCGGCGCUGUCCCCUCCCGGCUGUUGCUCCUCCUCCUCCCCGCUCUGUCCCAGGGCGCAGGAGUGACAUCACGCCCAGGGUUUCCAUCCGACUAAGAGAGGAGGAGGUUGAGCGGAGUAGCAGCGUGAUGGCGGUGAUCGGGAGGACUUAAGAAACAGCGGCGGAGCAACACGGCACCUACUUCUUAGGCUUUUCCCUUCCCGGUUUGGGGUCCUAUUGUUACAGCCGGUAGGGGCUGCAGGCGAGCCUGCCGCGUGGGGCUGUAAGGAACCGGCGGCCCAGGCCCUGUGGGGGCUGCAGGAGAGCCUCCGAUCCUAGGUUGCAGCACAGACCUCUUCGUGGGGUGAGGCGCCGUCUCGGACCAGGGCAGCUCUAGGGAGGCCGGGCCGGGCGCACACGCGCAGAUAAUUUGGGAAAAAUCUUCAAUACCUGCAGAGAACAGUUGAGUAAACAAGUCACCUGGAAAAGAGUACCAAGAAGUAGAUUCUUGACAUCUGCCUUCUAACCUGAGUGGACUUCUAUUUAUCUUUUAAACUUAAUAUUUACAAUGAAUGGGCACAGUGAUGAAGACGUUGUAAGAAACAGUAGUGGAGAGUCAAGCCAAUCAGAUGAUGAUUCUGGGUCAGCAUCAGCUUCUGGAUCUGGUUCAAGUUCUGGAAGCAGUAGUGAUGGAAGUAGCAGUCAAUCAGGUAGCAGUGACUCUGAGUCUGGUUCAGAGUCAGGCAGUCAAUCAGAGUCUGACACAUCUAGAGAGAAGAAACAAGUUCAAGCUAAACCACCACCAAAAGUUGAUGGAUCCAAGUUUUGGAAGUCCAGUCCAAGUAUACUUGCUGUGCAGAGAUCAGCAUUGCUCAAGAAGCAACAACAGCAGAAGGCAGCCUCAUCAGACAGUGGUUCAGAAGAGGAUUCAUCAAGCAGUGAAGAUUCUGCAGAUGACUCUUCCAGUGAUACCAAGAAGAAAAAACAUAGAGAUGAAGACUGGCAAAUGUCUGGGUCAGGGUCAGUAUCAGGAACUGGUUCUGAUUCUGAAUCAGAGGAAGCUAGAGAGAAAAGCAGUUGUGAAGAUAGUGAAUCUGACUAUGAGCCAAAAAACAAGGUCAAAAGCCGGAAACCUCCAAGCAGAAUUGAGCCAAAAAGCAGCAAAAAGAUUGCAGGACAGAAAAAGAGGCAGCUUGAUUCAUCGGAUGAUGACGACUAUGACAAGAGAGGAUCUCGCCGCCAGGCAACAGUCAAUGUUAGUUAUAAAGAAGCUGAAGAAACCAAGACAGAUUCUGAUGAUUUGUUGGAAGUUUGUGGAGAAGAUGUCCCACAGCCUGAAGAAGAUGAAUUUGAAACUAUAGAGAAGUUUAUGGAUAGUCGAAUUGGCCGAAAAGGAGCCACUGGUGCUGCAACCACAAUCUAUGCAGUUGAGGCAGAUGGUGACCCAAAUACUGGGUUUGAAAAGUCAAAGGAGCUAGGAGAAGUACAGUAUCUUAUUAAAUGGAAAGGCUGGUCACACAUCCAUAAUACUUGGGAAACUGAGGAAACACUGAAGCAACAAAAUGUUAAAGGAAUGAAGAAACUGGACAACUAUAAGAAAAAGGAUCAGGAAACAAAACGAUGGCUGAAAAAUGCUUCUCCAGAAGACGUGGAAUAUUAUAACUGCCAGCAGGAACUUACAGAUGAUCUACAUAAACAGUAUCAAAUAGUGGAAAGGAUAAUUGCUCAUUCAAAUCAGAAAUCAGCAGCUGGUUAUCCAGAUUACUAUUGCAAAUGGCAGGGUCUACCUUACUCAGAAUGUAGCUGGGAAGACGGUGCUCUCAUUGCCAAAAAAUUUCAGGUGUGCAUUGAUGAGUAUUUUAGCAGAAAUCAAUCUAAGACCACUCCAUUUAAGGACUGCAAGAUUCUAAAACAGAGGCCAAGGUUUGUUGCACUAAAAAAGCAACCAUCUUAUAUUGGAGGACAUGAGAAUUUAGAGUUAAGAGAUUAUCAGUUAAAUGGACUGAAUUGGCUUGCUCACUCAUGGUGCAAAGGGAAUAGUUGUAUUCUUGCAGAUGAAAUGGGUCUGGGUAAAACAAUACAAACAAUUUCUUUUCUGAACUACCUGUUUCACGAACAUCAACUGUAUGGGCCUUUCUUGCUAGUCGUGCCACUUUCUACCUUGACAUCUUGGCAAAGAGAGAUUCAAACCUGGGCUCCUCAGAUGAAUGCUGUGGUUUACUUAGGAGAUAUAACUAGCAGGAAUAUGAUAAGAACUCAUGAAUGGAUACAUCCACAGACGAAGCGAUUAAAAUUUAAUAUACUUCUAACUACUUAUGAAAUUUUGCUGAAGGAUAAGUCAUUCCUUGGUGGUCUGAAUUGGGUAUUUAUAGGAGUUGACGAAGCUCAUCGUUUAAAAAAUGAUGAUUCCCUUCUGUACAAGACUUUAAUAGACUUUAAGUCUAAUCAUCGUCUUCUUAUUACUGGAACCCCUCUGCAAAAUUCCCUCAAAGAGCUUUGGUCUUUGCUGCACUUCAUCAUGCCAGAAAAGUUUUCUUCCUGGGAAGAUUUUGAAGAGGAGCAUGGCAAAGGGAGAGAGUUUGGUUAUGCAAGUCUUCACAAAGAACUUGAACCAUUUCUACUCAGAAGAGUUAAAAAAGAUGUAGAAAAGUCUUUACCUGCUAAGGUUGAACAAAUUUUGAGGAUGGAAAUGAGUGCAUUGCAGAAACAAUAUUACAAGUGGAUUUUAACCAGGAAUUACAAAGCCCUGAGUAAAGGUUCAAAAGGCAGUACCUCAGGCUUUUUGAACAUCAUGAUGGAACUCAAGAAGUGUUGUAACCAUUGCUACCUCAUUAAACCACCGGAUGAUAAUGAAUUCUAUAAUAAACAGGAGGCCUUACAGCAUUUAAUACGUAGCAGUGGGAAACUGAUCCUUCUUGACAAGCUACUGAUUCGUUUACGAGAACGUGGCAACAGAGUACUGAUUUUCUCUCAGAUGGUAAGGAUGCUAGACAUCCUAGCAGAGUAUUUGAAGUAUCGUCAGUUUCCCUUUCAGAGACUUGAUGGAUCAAUAAAAGGGGAACUGAGGAAACAAGCACUGGAUCAUUUUAAUGCAGAAGGAUCAGAGGACUUCUGCUUUUUGCUGUCUACUAGAGCUGGAGGAUUAGGUAUAAACUUGGCAUCUGCUGACACUGUAGUUAUAUUUGAUUCUGACUGGAAUCCACAGAAUGAUCUGCAAGCGCAGGCUAGAGCUCAUAGGAUUGGACAGAAGAAACAGGUUAAUAUUUAUCGGCUAGUCACAAAAGGAUCAGUAGAAGAAGAUAUACUUGAAAGAGCAAAGAAAAAGAUGGUGUUAGAUCACUUAGUAAUUCAGAGAAUGGACACUACAGGGAAAACUGUGCUGCAUACAGGCUCUACUCCUUCCAGCUCAACACCGUUUAAUAAGGAAGAGUUAUCAGCAAUUUUGAAGUUUGGUGCUGAGGAACUUUUUAAAGAACCUGAAGGGGAAGAAGAGGAGCCUCAGGAAAUGGAUAUAGAUGAAAUCCUGAAGAGGGCUGAAACUCGAGAAAAUGAGCCAGGCCCACUAACUGUAGGAGAUGAGUUACUUUCACAAUUCAAGGUGGCUAACUUUUCCAAUAUGGAUGAAGAUGACAUUGAGUUGGAACCAGAACAAAAUUUAAGAAACUGGGAAGAAAUCAUUCCAGAAGUCCAGCGGCGACGAAUAGAAGAGGAGGAAAAACAAAAAGAGCUUGAAGAAAUAUAUAUGCUCCCAAGGAUGAGAAACUGUGCAAAACAGAUCAGCUUUAAUGGAAGUGAAGGGAAAUGCGGUAGGAGCAGAAGAUAUUCUGGAUCUGAUAGUGAUUCCAUCUCAGAAAGAAAACGACCAAAAAAACGUGGACGACCACGAACUAUUCCUCGAGAAAAUAUUAAAGGAUUUAGCGAUGCAGAGAUUAGGCGGUUUAUCAAGAGUUACAAAAAAUUUGGUGGCCCACUUGAAAGGUUAGAUGCUAUAGCUAGAGAUGCUGAGCUAGUUGAUAAAUCUGAGACAGACCUUAGAUGUCUGGGAGAACUUGUACAUAAUGGAUGCAUUAAGGCUUUAAAGGACAAUUCCUUUGGACAAGAAAGAGCAGGAGGUAGACUUGGGAAAGUUAAAGGCCCAACAUUCCGAAUAUCAGGAGUGCAGGUGAAUGCAAAACUAGUCAUCUCUCAUGAAGAAGAGUUGGCAGCAUUGCACAAAUCUAUUCCUUCAGAUCCAGAAGAAAGGAAAAGAUAUGUUAUCCCAUGCCACACCAAGGCAGCUCAUUUUGAUAUAGAUUGGGGUAAGGAAGAUGAUUCCAAUCUGUUAAUAGGUAUCUAUGAAUAUGGCUACGGCAGCUGGGAAAUGAUAAAAAUGGAUCCUGAUCUCAGUUUGACACAGAAGAUUUUACCUGAUGAUCCAGAUAAGAAACCCCAGGCCAAGCAGUUACAGACCCGUGCAGAUUACCUCAUUAAAUUAUUGAAUAAAGAUCUUGCAAGAAAAGAAGUGCAAAGACUUACUGGUGCAGGCAACUCAAAGAGGAGGAAAACAAGAACUAAGAAGAAUAGAGCAACAAAGGCUGCAAAAAUUAAAGAAGAAAUAAAAAGUGACUCCUCAUUACCACCCUCAGAAAAAUCUGAUGAAGAUGAUGAAGAAAAUGAGGAUGAGAUUUUUUCUGUGAAACAUCCACAUAAAAAAGUAAAAGCAGAAGAAGAAAAUGAAGAAAAGCCUGAACCAGAUAUUGGUAUAAAGAAGGAAGCUGAAGAAAAAAGAGAGAUAAAAGAAAAAGAAAAUAAGAGGGAUUUGAAAAGGGAAAAAAAAGAAAAAGAGGAUAAGAAAGAACUAAAAAAUAUUAAAGACAAGAGAGAAAAAGUAAAAGAAUCCACACAGAAAGAAAAAGAAGUAAAGGAAGAAAAGGUAAAUGAAGUCAAAUCUGAAAACAAAGAAAAAAGUAAAAAAGUUUCAUUGUUGGAUAUUCCAGUUCAUAUUACUGCAACUAGUGAACCAGUUCCUAUAUCUGAAGAAUCUGAAGAACUGGAUCAGAAGACAUUCAGUGUGUGCAAAGAAAGAAUGAGGCCUGUCAAAGCUGCAUUGAAGCAACUGGAUAGACCAGAGAAAGGCCUUUCUGAAAGGGAACAGCUGGAGCAUACUAGACAGUGCCUAAUCAAAAUUGGGGACCACAUUACUGAAUGUCUAAAGGAAUACACAAAUCCUGAACAAAUUAAACAGUGGAGAAAAAACUUGUGGAUUUUUGUCUCCAAGUUUACAGAAUUUGAUGCUAGAAAGCUGCACAAGCUGUAUAAGCAUGCAAUCAAAAAACGCCAAGAAUCUCAGCAACACAGUGACCAGAGUAUUAGCAGCAAUAUGAAUACACAUGUAAUUAGAAAUCCAGGUGAUUUUCCCACAGUUGCAUAUCCCAACAGAAAAUGCCUGGAAGGCACAAAUAUAUCUGCUGCAAGGGGAACAAUGAAGUGAACCAGAAAUCUCCUAAGAAAUCCUGGAUGCUGUCUUUCCAUUGAUAUGGGCUAUUGAAGUACCAGGAAAGGUAACAGCACACCAAUAAAGGCAGAAUUAAAACAGAACUCCAAACUGGUAAGAAGAAAAGAAGAAAAAAAAAAAAAACAAAAAAAGAAACAAUAUUCUAUGAAAAUGGAAGAAAAAAUUGGAUUAGAUACUUUGAUUUGUACCACAUGCUGUGACCUCAGUGCUGGAAAAACAAGGACAUCACUGGUUAUUGCCUAGUAGACUGACCCAAUGUCAAGCAGUAUUAUUGGAACUGGACGAUGUAAGUUUAAAGGUAACAAUCCCUUUGAAUCCUGCUACUUUGUUGUUGGUAUCUGAUGAUACAAACCUAGAGCAUGAUUGUAUAUUAACUGUUGAACAAGUCUUUUCCAGUAGGUCAGAUUUGAAGGAUGUUCCAUUGGAAAAUCAGGAGUGGACUCUACGCUGAAUGGAGAACAAUGAUCCAGAUAUGCAGUGGUAACUUUGAAGGAUAUGAUUGAAUCACAACCCUUGCCAUCAAAUGCUUAGCACAAAAGGCUGAAUUAAUUGCCUUGGCUAGAGCUUUGAAAUUGUCACAAGAUAAAUAAGCAUAUAUAUAUAUAUAUGUUUUGACUCUAAAUAUGCCUUUGGAGUGAUACAUGCACAUGGGGAAUUAUGGAAAGAGGAGUUUUAACCUCACAAGGGUCACCUAUUAAGCAUGGAUUAGAAACCUAACCUAAGGAAGUGGCCAUAAUUCAUUGUAAGGCUCACCAACCUGGACAUACUGAAGUCACACAAGGGAAUUGUAAGGCUGAUGAAACAGCAAAACGAGCAGCCCAUGAAGCAAUAAUGGGAGCCUUGAUUCCUCAAAAUGUAAUGAGAACUGAAGCGCCCAAAUACAAUGAAAAGGAGAAUGAAUUCGCUAAGAUGCUAAAAUAUAUAAGGACUUCAGACAGAUGGUAGGUAACAUCUACUGGACAGUGUUUGGUAACAGCUCCCAUUAUGUGGAAGUUGCUACAGCAGACACACGAAGGAACUCACAUGGGAGCAAGUACUAUAAUCGCAAGUGUUAGGAGAUAUGCAAUAGGGCCAAAGAUGCAAAGCUAUGCUGAUCAAAUAGUAAAAGAAUAUGCAAUAUGUUCUAAAAAUAAUCCUAAAGUGGAAUUAAGACCUCCACCUGGUGAGGUAAAGAAAGGGAACAUUCCAGGAGAAUACUGGCAGAUUGAUUUUUCUGAAUUACCAAAAUGCAAUAAUUAUAAAUACCUCUUGGUAUUGAUAGAUACCUUUUCAGGAUGGCCUGAAGUUUUCUCAUACUGGACCAACCAAGCUAGAGAGGUAACAAAGGAAUUAUUAAAUAAGAUUAUAACAAGAUUUGGAGUUCCAAGUGGGAUCUCAUCAGACAGAGGCCCACACUUUAUAGCAGAAGUAAUACAGACAAUUUCUACCCUUUUAGGAAUAAAACAGGAUUUACAUAUACCUUGGAGACCCCAGUCUAGUGGGAAAGUAGAAAGGAUAAAUAGUUUUUUAAAGAAAUAAUUGGCUAAAUUGUAUCAAGAAACUCAUUUAAAAUGGAUAGAUGUUUUACUUACCGAUUUAAUGAGAAUCAGAAUCACCCCAAAAGUUAGGAAAAGGUGAACUCAUUUGAAAUAUUAUACGGAAGACCAUAUGCUGUAAAUUUAACAGGAAAGGAAGACCAAAUGCUUACUUCUGGUGAUUGGGUGCUAACUGAAUAUAUAUUGUCUUUGGGAAAGACUCUUUCCUCAUUGUACAGGUAUAUUCAACAGAGAGCACCUGUACCAUUGGACAUGCCGGUGCAUCCUUUCCAACCUGGAGAUUGAGUGUAUCUUUGAACUUGGAAGGAUGAGCCUUUGGAGGAGUGGUGGAAAGGACCAUAUUUAGUAUUACUGAUAAAUAAUACUGCAGUAAAACUUCAAGAAACUGAUUCUUGGAUCUAUUACACUAGGAUUUAAAGGAGUCCUGAAAUAAAGUGGAAAUCAGAAUAAGCGGCUCUUCUGAAACUAAAAAUCAAGAUAUUUUAAUGAACUGUUCUUGGGCUGAAAUAAGACCCUAUAUAGAAUUGAAGUAUAUCCAGGGAGGUUUGAGUUUGUUAAUAUGAUUUCUUUGCAGAUACUUGUUUAAACUUGUUUUACAGAUGUAUAAGAUUUUGCCUGGUAUGUGGUAUGAUAAAUUCUCAAAUUCGGUGAGAUCAGGAGGACUCAUGGACACAGAAUACUCAUUUGAAAAUGGUGGAAAGAUCAAUGAAGGUUGUUAAUAAGACCGAGUGUUGGGUAUGUACCCAUUUCCCUGAAUACAUUCAUAAAGGCAUUCCUCUAGUUGGUAUCCCUAUUCCAUUUGGGACUAAUUGGAAUAACUUGUGGGUAACACCAAAAUACACUAAUUGGAAUGAGACUGACCUCCAAACUUGGACAAUAUUGGAUCCACACUUGUCCAACGUGAAGUGUGUUACUACAAAUAAAACCAAGACACACACAAAUAGAGCUUGGGUAUUUGUGGGGCACUACCCACAUUGUGAUUGGUCAAUGCAGCCGAUGAACCCGUCAGAAUUAACUAUGAGUAAGUACUGGAAUGUUUCAUUGGGGACUGGGUGAUAUUGGAUAUGUGGCAGCA